GUCACUACAAUGCGCGUCGUUCCAUUCUGUGUCAGUCUGUUCUGGACAACGUUCCGUCCGGUUGCUUUUCGGAUUUCCCGGCAAUUUCGACCAUUCUUCUCUUGACAAUAUCUGCAGAUUAGCAGAAGAAAAACAUAUAUAGAACACUGAGCCUACUUUGGGGAAUUUGCCUUAUACGUACCAGUGUGACCUUCGAUAACAAUGCAACCUUUUUGAUAUAGUGGAGGGUAUUAUCAUAAAUCCUUAUCCAAACUUAUUCAAUAGCCCCGGAGUAGUUUGGAGUUGUGUACGGCAGAGUGCAAGGUAUGGACCGUUGGAGAGGACGGGUCGCGCUGGUGACCGGGGCUGGGAGUGGAAUAGGCGCAGCCAUUACGCUGGAACUGCUUAAAAAUGGACUAAAGGUUAUCGGUUGUGAUAAAGAUACGGAACCACUGCAUAACAAUAAGGAGUAUUCUCAAUUUACUGUGUCAAAAGACGGACAAUGUUCUGGUCACAAUGGGCUGGACCAUUCGCCUGCUCCUGACGACACGACUAAGGCAUGCACAAGCACUGACUGUGAUCAAGGAGUACUCCAUCCUUAUACGUGUGAUUUGAGAGACGAGGAGGCGAUAUUGGCUAUGUUUCAGUUCAUUCAGGAUGUCUUGGGAGGUGUAGACAUAUGCGUCAAUGUAGCUGGGAUAUCUCAUAAUGCACCUCUUUUAACAGGGAAGACGUCGGAGUGGCGUGACAUGAUGGACGUUAACGUGAUCGCCUACUGCGUGUGUACCCGGGAGGCAGUCAAUCAGAUGAGAAAGAAUGAGGUGGAUGACGGCCAGAUUAUCAUGAUAAACAGUAUAUGUGGCUACAAAGUCAUCAACGCAAAGCAACACCACUUUUACACUGCCACCAAACACGCCGUCACGGCACUGAUCGAAGGCGUCAAAAACGAACUGCAAGAAUUGAAGUCCAGAAUCCGAAUCUCCAGCAUUAGUCCCGAAAUCGUCAAAACUAAUUUUCUGUAUACUAUGCACAAGCCUCACGGCACCACCCACAUUGCGGACGCUAUUUAUAAGAAUGUUGACUAUAUGGAACCCAAGGAUGUUGCAGACGCUUGUAUAUAUAUUUUAGGCACCCCGAAACAUGUGCAAGUCCACGACAUAAUGAUGAAGCCUGUAUGAAGAGGGAUGGGGUGACAGGCGAGAGACACUAUCUUUGUGUUGCUUUAGGGGCGGUUCAACCUGCCUCACCCCUCUCACGGACUAAAAUUGUUGUUCCGCAGGGCAUCACAUCCUUAAUGGCACUAGCCAUCGCAACUAUUUGUGGAAUUUGUUGUGUACAUGUACAAUUUGCAAUAUGUUUCAAAUGCAUCAUCACAUAUACGGGUUGGCUCUUUUAUCAUUGUUUUAUAGACUGCCAAGACGUUUAUCCAUGACCUUUAAAAAUGUAUUAACAUAUUUUAUACUUACGUUGGAACAUUAUCUUACGAGUGAAAUUUUAUAACCAUGACAGAAAUUUGACAUACUUGAUUUUACGAGUGAAAUCAUUGUAACUUCUUACCAGAGUGGAUGGUCUUUUUCUUCUAAAUACUUCUGGGUGCAACUGCAUAGAUCUUGGAGUAAUCAUAAAGUUUACCGAAACUUGAUUAUUCCAAGCACUGGCUUGGUGUAAAGGAAGGUCAUAAGGUAUAGCCAUGGAUUGGAAGUGGAGAGGCUAGUCCUUGGCAUUUCUUCUCUAUGGAUAGCUUUCGCAUCGGCUAGCUUUCCCACAGCCCAAUUUUACCUUACUGUCUUCAAGAAUGUUCGCUCAGAGAAAUAAUGCUGUGACCAUGACGGAUUUUUGAUGUUCUGCCACGACAAAGGAUCAUUGUUGUACUAGAGGGAAAUAUCAAUAAGAUUAUAAAUGACCAUGACAGAUUUUAGUCUCCAGCGGGUGUGAUACGAGCGAUUGUUAUCAUCAUGUAAAUAUAUUUUGCACAUUCAUUGUAUGGAUUAAUCUAACGUUAUAAGACUGCAGACUCGACUGUUUUGAGAAUGUGAGAAGUACAGAUCUCUUAUAACCGAGUCUACAGUACAUGUAUUUGAACUAUAUGACCGUCCUACCUCAGUAGGCAUCUGGUUUACGGGCAAUGUUUCGCCAACUUCACUCCCAGCGGUAAAAACUAAAAGCGACAAAUCUCAUCCGUGGUAAUUUUUAUGUUUCCGUUAUCAUUUAAAAACCUCUGGAUGGGUUCUAUCGUUGGCAAUUUUUGAAAGAAAAACUACAUGUACAUUGAACUCGGUGUCCUUGUAACGUCACCCAUGCAGUCGACGAGUUGAGGUGUCACAGAAAUGUUUAAAACUGAGCAUUUACACAUUUUGGUAUGAACGAUUUCAAUAUUCUGGUGCACUUUGAAAACAUCCUCCUGUAUAUUCAUAUACAUGUAUAUACUUCAUGUUAGAAAUUAUCACAAACUUCAAUAAAUUGCG
Messenger RNA from Lineus longissimus, 2444 nucleotides. Its product is annotated as dehydrogenase/reductase SDR family member 11-like. NCBI's taxonomy places the organism in Eukaryota, Metazoa, Nemertea, Pilidiophora, Heteronemertea, Lineidae. Bases 306 to 1157 code for a protein of 283 amino acids. The record is from RefSeq and is a predicted model, not a curated record. The transcript has 2 exons.